Molecule: messenger RNA, 1247 nt
Organism: Thlaspi arvense
Lineage: Eukaryota; Viridiplantae; Streptophyta; Magnoliopsida; Brassicales; Brassicaceae
Source: the annotation of a GenBank genome assembly
ACCGUUCCCUACUUUCUUCCUCUGUUUGCCAAAAGAUUGUGAUCAGAGUGGCAUUUCCUCGAACAGUUGGUGAGCACAAUGAAAGGAAGCAAGGCGAAUCUCUCUGCAGUAGCGGAGAAGUGCAAAACUAUAAUCGCUUCCAACUGGCGAGGACACCUAAAUACCAUCAAACCUGAAGAUAAAGCGAGUAUAAUACAUACUUCAAAGGUCAAGUACGCGAUGAGACGAGGAAAGCCAUAUCUCUGGGUACCAGAAAGUGAACCGCACAAUGUCAACAUAAUGUUUGACGAACGUGGAUCCUUUUCUAUUGCACAUCCGUAUCCUGGUCCCCUUGCAGCUUUGUUCAAGUUAAUCGGAAAGCUUCCGAACCGAGUUGCUCUUACCGGAGAAAUCGUCCCUGUUAAAGAGAAAAGGAUUGAGGCGGUAAACAAAUAUGUCGAGGAAGUUAUACAGUCAGAGAUGAGAGCGAUUAGCGAGUCCCCAAAUUCAGUCCGCAGUAUCUUGGAUUCUUCUAACCAGAUGUAUGCCUCACGGUGCGAGAGUCUUAAAGCCCUUGUCGAUGGUGGCGAUGAGAAAUACGUUAUUUAUAAGUUUGUUCCCAGCUCAUGUAUGUUUAUCGACCCGAAUGGUGACAAGAAAGAAAUAGACUUGAAGGUUUUGGAACUGUCAAAAGCAGACCCAUUAGGGGUCUGGUCUACAAAACUAGUAGAUGGAAUCAAUAAGAACGAAUCGAGAAGAAGGGCUUUGAUUCUUUUCUGUUUAUACUAUCUCGAUAUAAACGCGAGGGAUGCGUAUAUGGUGUCUGUGGAUAAGAAUGGUUUCGACUUGUUGGGGAAGGUACCCAGUGAAGAAGUAGCUGGAGAUGAGUAUCAAUGGAGAGAGUUUAGGUUUGAGUUUGAAGAAGAGGUGAAAGACGUUGCAGCUUUUUGCCAUCAGCUUGUGGGAAUGGAAGAAGUUGUUGUCAACAAGUUUACUAACCAUACCGGUUUGUGAUUUUCAAUUGUUUUCUCAUGAAUCACGAGUUGGACCGGUUUACGUUGUAGCUAAAUUGUCAUUUAGGCAAGACCAAGGUGUAUUAUUAUUUAUUAGCUUGCAUCGGUUCGACCCGGUUUAGUUUCGAUUUUUCAUGCUUACCAAUACAAUUCCGGUUCAAUCUUCCAAUAGAAAAUUAUACUCGGCUAUUGAAAUCAGAUUUUAAAUCAUUAUUCGAACCGGGGGAUGAUUGGUUGAGUUGAUCUGUAAUUUAG